Molecule: messenger RNA, 504 nt
Organism: Carica papaya (papaya)
Lineage: Eukaryota; Viridiplantae; Streptophyta; Magnoliopsida; Brassicales; Caricaceae
Source: RefSeq, a predicted model, not a curated record
AUGAAUCCACCCUAUAACUCUGAGCUUGCCAUUCUAGAAGAAAUCCGCCAUCAUCUUCUUGAUGAUGACCAUGAAACUAUUCAAUCUAACAAUAACAGUACUAUGGUGUUUUCCGGAAGGACAGGAAGUAAUAGUAGGGACGAAACCACAUCGAAUUUGAAAGAGAGUGAUAUGAGGAGAUCAAUAAUGAAGUACAAGGGGGUAAGGAGAAGACCAUGGGGAAAAUACGCGGCAGAGAUCAGAGACCCUGAGAGAAAAGGGGCUAGAAAAUGGCUGGGGACAUAUGAGAAGCCGGAGGAAGCUGCCCUAGCAUAUGACCAAGCCACUUUUAAGAUGCGUGGAGCCAAGGCUAAGCUCAACUUUCCCCAUCUCAUUGGCUCCGAUGCAUUUAACUUUGAGCCAGUUAGAGUUACUAACAAGCGUCGGUCACCAGAAUCUUCCUCUUCUUGUUCUUUUUCUUGGUCUUGUUCGUUAUCAGAGGGUGGAUCUCUGAUGUCAAAAUGA